Branchiostoma floridae (Florida lancelet) is the source of this 1265-nucleotide messenger RNA. RefSeq names its product transmembrane protein 144-like. Gene Ontology annotation, cellular component: membrane. Gene Ontology annotation, biological process: carbohydrate transmembrane transport. Lineage: Eukaryota; Metazoa; Chordata; Leptocardii; Amphioxiformes; Branchiostomatidae. The record is from RefSeq and is a predicted model, not a curated record. The coding region runs from base 1 to 1131 and encodes 376 amino acids. The transcript is spliced from 9 exons. Gene Ontology annotation, molecular function: carbohydrate transmembrane transporter activity.
AUGAAUACCACAGCAUCGCAUCCAAACGCAACCACCACAAUUGUCCCACUGGUAACGCUUCAACCUAGCAACUCUACCAACGACGAAGCCUACAUCGGGUUCAUAGCAGCCACCAUUGCAUGUGUUUUCUUCGGAACCAACCUUGUGCCUGUCAAGAGAGUAGAUACGGGUGAUGGUAUGUUCUUCCAGUGGGUGUUCUGUUCGGCAGUCUGGUGUGUAGGUUUGGUAGUGAACGUCAUCCAGGGUUAUCCCACCUUUUACCCCAUCUCCAUGUUGGGAGGAUUUCUAUGGUGUACAGGUAAUGCAGUGACUGUACCGAUCCUGAAGACAAUAGGAUUGGGGAUGGGGAUGCUGUUCUGGGCUUCUGCUAACCUCCUGACGGGCUGGUUCAGCGGGAGGUUCGGCUGGUUCGGACUGAAGCCCCAGGAUAGGUUCACCUGGCCGGCGCUGGACUAUGUUGGGGUGGCGCUAGGCUUUCUCAGACCCAUCCUGUUUUCAUUUGUGAAAAGUGACGUCAUGGACAAGCCGGCGACCGAGCGCUCUCCAUUACUAGCAGGACAAACAACAGAGUCCUACCAGGGCACUAUCAACACCCGAUAUGGAAGGGACACUACUACUGCACAUGAACAGUCGGAUCACUCUUGGGUAGACAUCCUUUCUCCUGUGCAGAAAAGAAUACUAGGCAUCUUAAUGGCGUUAUUUGCUGGCAGUAUGUACGGUUUUAAUUUCGCACCGGUGCUUUACGCGCAGCAGCACUACGAAGGAGCCACGGACAAUGGACUGGACUAUGUUUUUGCCCACUUCUCCGGUAUCUAUGCUACAUCUACUCUAUACUUCAUCCUGUACGCCAUCUACAUGAAGAACAGACCUAAAGUAUUCCCCAGAGCCAUUCUCCCUACUCUUCUAUCCGGAGCCAUGUGGGGCAUCGCACAGACUGCGUGGUUUGUGGCCAAUCAGAGGCUACAGGAGAGUGUCAGCUUUCCCAUAAUUACAACGGGCCCAAGUCUUAUUGGGGCGUUAUGGAGUGUUUUAUACUUCCGAGAAAUUAAGGGCACCAGGAAUUUACUGAUACUUUCUGUGGCAAUGAUUGUGACUGUCUCCGGAGCUGUGUUGACUGGACUAUCUUACUAAGACAUAACAAUGCGUUAUGUCAGUAUCACAGACUGUAAAGUUUUCAUCAUAAUGGUUAAGGUAUCGAGGCGUAGAAUGAACGACUGGAAAGGCAAGCCAAGCAAUAUACAUAGUAAUCAACCGUAAUAAAAAAA